Molecule: messenger RNA, 1052 nt
Organism: Rhea pennata
Lineage: Eukaryota; Metazoa; Chordata; Aves; Rheiformes; Rheidae
Gene: CACNG4
Product: calcium voltage-gated channel auxiliary subunit gamma 4
Exons: 4
Coding region: 1-987 (328 amino acids)
Biological process (GO): neurotransmitter receptor internalization; transmission of nerve impulse; positive regulation of synaptic transmission, glutamatergic
Cellular component (GO): AMPA glutamate receptor complex; postsynaptic density membrane; voltage-gated calcium channel complex
Molecular function (GO): voltage-gated calcium channel activity; channel regulator activity
Source: RefSeq, a predicted model, not a curated record
AUGGUGUGGUGUGACCGCGGCGUCCAGAUGCUGCUGACCACGGUGGGCGCCUUCGCCGCCUUCAGCCUCAUGGCCAUCGCCAUCGGCACCGACUACUGGCUCUACUCCAGCGCCCACAUCUGCAACGGCACCAACAUCACGGCCGACGAGGCGCAGGGGCCGCCGCGGCGGGCGCGGGGGGACCUCACGCACUCGGGGCUCUGGCGGAUCUGCUGCCUCGAAGGAAUCUACAAAGGACAUUGCUUCCGAAUCAACCAUUUCCCUGAAGACAAUGACUAUGAUCAUGACAGCUCAGAAUACCUUCUCCGCAUUGUCCGUGCCUCCAGCGUGUUCCCCAUCCUAAGCACAAUAUUGCUGUUGCUGGGAGGACUUUGUGUCGGAGCAGGAAGGAUUUACAAUAGCAAAAACAACAUUAUUCUCAGCGCUGGGAUUCUUUUUGUUGCAGCAGGACUAAGUAAUAUCAUAGGGAUCAUUGUCUACAUAUCAAGCAAUGCAGGUGACCCAAGUGACAAGCGAGAUGAGGACAAAAAGAACCAUUACAACUACGGUUGGUCUUUUUAUUUUGGAGCCUUGUCUUUUAUUGUGGCUGAAACCAUAGGCGUUCUGGCUGUGAACAUUUAUAUUGAGAAGAACAAAGAGCUGCGGUUUAAGACGAAGAGGGAAUUCCUUAAGACUUCUUCCAGUUCUCCUUAUGCCAGGAUGCCAAGUUAUAGAUACAGGAGACGGAGGUCCAGAUCCAGUUCUCGAUCUACAGAACCUUCCCCAUCUAGAGACAUUUCUCCAGUUGGCAUGAAGAUAGCAGGUACCAUUCCCAUGAACGAAAUUUCCAUGUACACUCUUUCCAGAGAGCCCUUGAAGGUUACAACUGCUGCCAGCUACAAUGCAGACCAAGAAGCCAGCUUUCUGCAGGUUCAUAACUUCCUUCAGAAGGAAUUUAAGGAAGGACUCCAUGUCAAUAUGGUCAACAGGAGAACGACACCUGUUUGAAAUACCUUGCUUCCCUAUGGUUUUUGAAGAAAAUCAAAACACAAUGGAUCUUUCAUGAAAGAGAA